CAGCCGGAAGUGCCUUCCCGGCAAAGGGUUUCUGGGCAUUCUGGACCGUAACCCUCGCCUGCAAUGGCUGCGUCUUUGGUUGGGAAGAAGAUAGUGUUUGUGACGGGAAACGCAAAGAAGCUGGAGGAGGUCAUUCAGAUUCUAGGAGAUAAGUUUCCAUGCACUUUGGAGGCGCAGAAAAUUGACCUGCCCGAGUACCAGGGAGAACCGGAUGAGAUUUCUAUACAGAAGUGUCAGGAGGCAGCUCGCCAGGUGCAGGGCCCUGUACUGGUGGAGGACACCUGUCUGUGCUUUAAUGCACUUGGGGGACUGCCGGGCCCCUACAUAAAAUGGUUCCUGCAGAAGCUGAAGCCCGAAGGUCUCCACCAGCUCCUGGCCGGCUUUGAAGACAAAUCAGCCUAUGCACUCUGCACAUUCGCUCUCAGCACUGGGGACCCAAGCCAGCCAGUACUCCUGUUCAGAGGCCAGACCUCGGGACAGAUUGUGAUGCCACGAGGCAGCCGGGACUUUGGCUGGGAUCCCUGCUUUCAGCCUGAUGGAUAUGAGCAAACGUAUGCAGAGAUGCCAAAGUCUGAGAAGAACACCAUUUCUCAUCGCUUCCGGGCCCUGCACAAGCUGCAAGAGUACUUUAGUGUGGCUGCUGGGGCUGGCGACCACUAGGGCCGUAGGUGGGGGCUAGUGCAGAACUCCUCAGGAGGCAGGCACUCCUGCGAGGCGCCUCUGGGUUCCCUCUGCCAGGGGAGCCAGGCAGCUUCAGCAGCCGGUUCUGUGGAAGAGCAGUUGGCUCUGCAUGGGAGACUCAGGGCCAGUUGAUACUAAACCCUUGUCCUUUGGGAUUCAAGAGUUGCCUUUGGCCAGGCAUGGUAGUGCACACUUUUAAUUCCAGAAUUUGGUGAGUUCGAGGCCAGCCUGGUUUACAUAGUGAAUUUGUGGACAGCCAGAGCUACAUAGUGAGACAUUCUCAAAAACAAAACAACAAGUUGUUCUUGCAGCCUCUGGCUCUGGAACUCUGAGAAGAUUUUAGGUGUUUGCAUUUCUUAUCUGGUUGAGGGUUUGGCAAAGAAACACACAACUUUUGGUUUUAGAAUGUAUCAAAUGUAAAUUCUGGAAGACAUUUGUUUCCAAAAUAAAUGAUAUGUCUGUCU
Molecule: messenger RNA, 1145 nt
Organism: Grammomys surdaster
Lineage: Eukaryota; Metazoa; Chordata; Mammalia; Rodentia; Muridae
Gene: Itpa
Product: inosine triphosphatase
Exons: 8
Coding region: 64-660 (198 amino acids)
Biological process (GO): nucleoside triphosphate catabolic process
Cellular component (GO): cytoplasm
Molecular function (GO): nucleoside triphosphate diphosphatase activity
Source: RefSeq, a predicted model, not a curated record